CUUUUCAAUGAUUCAAUCAAAAAAUGGGCAACAUUAUUAGAACAAGACAAGUUUUUCUAUAUUAUGAACAACCGCAUUACUCCUGCCAAUCCUAAUUUUCUAUCUGCCAACCAGAAAAUUGAGAUUGAAUUCAUCAACGGCACCAUUGUUCAAGAAUGCAAAGGUCCUUUUUCUACCAUUGCUUUUUCAAAUAAUUUUGUUUCGUUUGAAGAUGAACAAUUGCAAUUGAUGGGAAAAACUUUAGAUAUUUUAAAAAUAUUUGUGAGUUCUAAGCUCUUCACAAGAGGAAAAAAUCGAAGAGAGAUAGUACUUAUGAAUGAAAAGAAAUUUUGGGCUAGGCUCCACAUCCAUCACUACAAUAUGGAUAGAUCCCACUUUUGAAGAGGCAAAAUCUCUACAAGAAU
Messenger RNA from Capsicum annuum, 404 nucleotides. RefSeq lists its product as uncharacterized. The transcript is spliced from 3 exons. The record is from RefSeq and is a predicted model, not a curated record. Lineage: Eukaryota; Viridiplantae; Streptophyta; Magnoliopsida; Solanales; Solanaceae. Bases 64 to 381 code for a protein of 105 amino acids.